AGCCAUUUGACUCUUUUUCUUUAGCUUAUUUUUUGUGAAAAGCCGUAGCGAUCAUUUGUGUUUUAGAUAGAUUAUCUUUAGCUGCUCUAAAGCGCUGUAGCUCGCCCGAAGGUGGCAGUGCAAGAUCCACAUUAAGAGAAAAAAAAGACGGGAUGUUUUAGAUAUAGACAAAAGAGCAGCCAACAUGUGUCCAGCAUACAUAUAACUUCAGUACUUUAGUGUAUCAGUGUAUCUCGGCGGAAUCCCUUCAGAGACAAAGUGAAAAUCUAAGGGUGACACAACAGAGUAGCAUAACAAAUGAAUGUUUUGAAGUUGUAGAGGUACAUUAGGACAUUAGAGACUCAACUUCAAAAUCUUCAAAGUUUAAAGAGACGUUUUACUGCUGUUCCAGGGCUUUUCCUUUGCUCAUGUUCGGUGGAAGUAGGAAUCUUUCUGGAAGACUCGUUAAAUUCAGCUGCCUCAACCUUAGCUGUAGCAUCUUUAAAACCAACAGGUUUUAUCGCAGUGUAAAGCUUCCUUUUUCGCAUCACUGCUCCUUCCCCCUUUCUUCUCAUUCCUUUCUCGCAUCUCCUUUGGAACAGUGUUCUUUCCCGUUUUCCGAACACUCUGUUCGAUCCCAUUUGUCUUUGCUCAGGUCUGAUAAAGUUAUUCGAUACUUUUCUUAUUUUACCCAUCCGGCUGUAGAAAUGGAUUUAAAGGCCGUGCUUGAUGUUCUAGAGCAGCUUGCUCCACUGUCAUUGGCUGAGUCGUGGGAUAAUGUUGGCCUGUUGGUGGAGCCCAGCAAACCACGUCCAGUCAAAACAAUCAUGUUGACUAAUGACCUAACAAUGGCUGUCAUGGAUGAAGCUGUGAUGAUGAAUUGCGAUCUGAUUAUCUCAUACCACCCACCACUUUUUCGACCGUUCAAGCGCUUGAUUCAAAAGGACUGGAAGCAGCAGUUGGCUGUCAGAGCACUAGAGGGCGGCAUUGCCAUUUUCUCUCCACACACCUCAUGGGAUAGCGUAAUAGGUGGAGUUAAUGAUUGGCUAGUUGGAGGAAUGGGAAGUGGGCAAACAUCAGUAUUAAGUCAAGCUUACACUAGCACCCAACAAAAACACAGACUUGAAUUCUCAAUCUUGAAUGAGGGAGAACUCGAUGGCCUUUUGGAGCAGAUCAAACGUAUAGAGGGCAAUGAAUCCUUUCAGUUAUCUACAGUAAAAAAUCAGGUUGGAGGGCAGCAGGUGGUCCUAACCUGUGCAAGCUCAGCGCUAACUGCUGUUGUGGAGACUUUGCUUUCAAAUCUACAUGCCAGCAAAUCUCUAAACAUUACACAAGUCCAACAGCCUCCAUUGAUAGACUGUGGUCAAGGACGACUUAAUGUUCUGGAUGAGCCAGUGUCUGUUGCUGCAGCAGUUCAGAAAAUGAAGACUCACCUUGGCUUACCCCACUUGAGACUGGCUCUGGGGAACCAGAAAACAUUAGACUCUCUGGUGAAGACAGUCGCGGUAUGUGCAGGGUCUGGAGCUUCCGUCUUAGAGUGUGUGAAGGCAGACCUUUUUAUUACAGGUGAGAUGUCCCAUCAUGAGGUUCUAGAUGCUGUUGCCAAAGGCACAAGUGUGAUUCUCAGUGACCAUAGCAACAGUGAAAGAGGCUACCUGGUUGUGUUUAAAGAGAAACUGGCUGCAAAACUUGGUCAUGCAAUUAAUAUAGUGGUCUCUGAAAGAGACAGAGAUCCGCUACAGGUAGUGUAA
Messenger RNA from Triplophysa dalaica, 1730 nucleotides. It is a transcript of the gene nif3l1, whose product is annotated as NIF3 NGG1 interacting factor 3-like 1 (S. cerevisiae). The record is from RefSeq and is a predicted model, not a curated record. Gene Ontology annotation, cellular component: mitochondrion; cytoplasm. Lineage: Eukaryota; Metazoa; Chordata; Actinopteri; Cypriniformes; Nemacheilidae. The transcript is spliced from 7 exons. The coding region runs from base 408 to 1730 and encodes 440 amino acids.